Effrenium voratum is the source of this 2148-nucleotide messenger RNA. The record is from the annotation of a GenBank genome assembly. NCBI's taxonomy places the organism in Eukaryota, Dinophyceae, Suessiales, Symbiodiniaceae.
AGCCGUGGGCUCCAGAGCCAUCGGAUGUUCUGAGGAUGGCUCGGUUCGUGUUGGGCCUCGCCGCGCUCGCGACUUCGUUGGCCGCGGAGCAGGGCUGCACCCCCGAGUUGCUGCGCGCCGACACCGAGGGCAACUACUUCCGGCUCGUGGAGGACGAGAAGAAGACGACCUGUGCGGAGCUCUCGGAUGGGAAGUGUCCUCUAGCAGCGCCGGCGCCUGGCUUCCCUUGCCUGGUGAGCUGCGUCGCCUCGGAAGCAGCCUGCGCGGCUUCGAAUCCCAACACCCCGGGGGUGAACCACUGGGAGGAUCCCCACCUCUGUACAUCGUGCGAGAUCACUGCCUGCAAGUUCUGCACAUUUCCGAAGAAGAAUGGGCCGGCCCAGUGCGACACCUGCUUUGAUGGCUUUGAACUGAUCGAGUAUCCUGACGGCUCCCAGGAGUGCGUGGUGCUGGGCCAAGGGAUCGUGGUGCUGGUGGCAUAUGUCCUCUUUGGUAUCAUUGUCGCAGUGAUCAUGCUGGUGCUGCUGGGCACAUGCUAUGUGGCUAUUUUGGAAAGCAUGGGCAGCAAGAAGCAGAGCGAGAUUCGGCCUUCCAUGACGAUGGGCACCACAGUGUCCAAUAUGACCUCAUUGCUGUCGGGGACCACGGACGAGUUGGACUUGGAGCAAGAGGAGUUCGACCCGCGGAAGGCGAAGACGCACAACCAGAAGGCGAUCUCGCACGGUUUCGUGACCAGCCUUCAGGCAUCCAUCAAGUUCAACUCCCUGCGCAACGCCACAAACAAGGGCCGCGUGGGCAGGAUGAUCCAAGCCACGCUGGACGCACAGCACGAUGACCUGGGCAUUGGCCUGCAGCUGUUCUACAACACCCAGAUCUUUCUGAUUAUGUUCAGCCUGAUGGGCUUGGGCAUAGCCUACCUGUUCCUGCACGUUCUGACUCCAGGGGAAUCGCUGGGGCAGCUCCUGCGGGAGGCAUCCGUGUGCCCUACCUCGGCGGAGAAGAUGAGGGAUCUGGAGAACCGUAUCCUGCAGAGAGAGAUGGAUCGCGCGAAGAUUGGGCAAUUGAUGGGUGUCGUCUUCUGGUUCCUGAGUGUGUUGCUUUCCUGGAGCUUCCACUACUACCAGAAGACCUUCCAAAGGAACUACGACUCCCAGCACCAGACGGCAGACGAUUACACGCUGAUGUUGGAAGGCUUGCCACCGGACGUCACCUCGGAGUUCCAGUUGCACAACCACCUUGAGAAGGAGCUGCAAAUGGAAGGCGCCAUCUACGGGGUCUGCAUCUUGUACGACUUGGUGCACCUCCCCGAAGAGGCCAUGGAGCGGCUCGAGGAGAUGCUGGAGCACAUCAUCGAGUGGGAUGACAUGAAGAACGGCUGGGUGCACUCCGACUUCUCAGUAUCUCUGAAAGACCUGGAGAAAGACAUGGAGAAGGACCGGGAAGAGUUUAAGGAGAUGUUGCAGAAGCACCUCCGGUGUUGCGGGCGCGCCUACGUGGUCUUCCACACGGAGAUCGGCAUGAUCCGAGCGCUCCGCGAGCGGCGGGGCAUCCGGAAGGAGGCUUUGGCGCCAAGGUACAAGGGAGGCCCAGAGGCGGAGAUUCAGAUGGUGGAGGUCUACAACCGGGGUGACCAGCCGGACGGCAUCCGCUACGAGAAGGCAGAGAUGAACCCGGAGGAGGUGAAGAAGACUCUCAUGUCGCUGCCGGCGAGGCAGUUCGUGUACAUCCUCAUCUACGUGGCUGCGGCGCAGCUCUUCUACUACUUCAUGCAGAGGCCUUGGCACGACUGCAACAUGGAAGCCUCCUCCGAGGCGGCUGGGGUGGCGCUGGCCUCCAAAGGCGUGUUGCUGGUGAACUUUGCCAUCCAGACAGCCGUGGCCUUUGACGUGGAAGGCAGCGACUUCAUUCGCAUCGCCAAGGUGGAUCAGGUCACAUUCAUGUGGAACACCGUGCUGAUGGCCAUCACCCUGAUGUACAUCGUGUACCAAGAGUGCGACAAGGCGGGCAUGCGCUCCUUGUUCCGACCCCCAGAGGAGGAGUUCUCUGCGUCCUGGUGGGAGUGGCGCAGGAGCUUGGUGUACUCCGCCAUGGCGGAGGUGAGUGCCUACGAGGCCUUGCUUUCGGUCUUCACGGAGCAGACCAUCAUGC